CCUGUACAAAUACAACUGGUGUCUCUCAUGUCUCACAAUGUACCCCCACCACUAUUUCUCAUCGCUUAUGCGUGUCAAUGAGCUCGCGAUCCCAAUAACACCCAUUCCCUUGCGAACCCCAGAAAGGCUGAAGAAGGACCAAGGUUAUUUGCGAUGGUCUUGGACUCCUGUAUAUAUUGCGUAAGAGGAGGAGGCUUAGUUUAUUGUAUAUCAUCCUAACUACAGAAUACAUACGAAGUACAUUCGCUUUCAUCUUUUUGUUUCAUAUUUCCCUGUCAUUUGAUCGUUCACACCUUCGAAAUAUCCAUCUGCUCGGUAAUCAGCUUACAUGGCGCGAUAAAAAUUUGUGCGGCACGGAUCCGUCAACAGACAACCGGCCUUCAAGUCGACUCGAUAUCGCUCCGUAGAGCCUCCUCCGUCCCGGAGUGAACCCGCGAGAACCGUCUACGCCGACAAUGGCUUUCUUGCGACAGACUUGGACCUUGACGGCCAAGAAUCUUAAGAUCGUCGUCCAACGCCAUUAUCUUGCGACGCUCAUUAGAGCCUUUGUCCUCCCCAUUCUACUCGCGGCCUUCCUUACCUUUGCGCGAAACCUGUUCGUGCCCCCGGCCGUAUAUGGUAUCGGCGACCCGCACGCCGUUAGGUCGCUACAAGAUGGACUUGCCGCGGCGGCUAGUACGGAUCGUAAUACGGUGGCUUUCGUGAACAAUGGCUUGGCAGGCGGCGAUAUCGACCGCGUCAUCGAUACGCUCUCGGAUACGGUGACUGGCGCCGGAAAGAAUGCAUCGAGGUUGUCGCAAAUAUCGGAGCUGUCUUAUGCGUGCCGAAGUUCUCUGCGUGGUGUCUCGCCUUGCUAUGGCGCCGUCGUCUUCUACUCCUCUCCUCGCGAGGGAGAAGGAGGUAUAUGGAAUUAUACCUUAAGAGCGGACGGCGCAUUGGGUUCUAAGAUCGAUACGACACGAGACGAUAAUAGCGGCGAGGUCUAUUCCCUACCAUUGCAGCGAGCCGUCGACGCCGCUAUUUCCGGUCUUUCUGAUACCGAUGGCACGGUACGACUCCCGGCUACCACGGAAGAGUACCCAUUCACGCCCGAAACCCAAGAGGAGCGAGCAGCAAGGAUCCGACGCAACUACCAGUCGUCCUUGACAAACUUUCUGGCUGUAUCCUUUUUCAUUGUCGUCAUCGGAAUCUGUUACCAUAUGACUGGUCAUAUGGCAACCGAAAGAGAGAUAGGCAUGUCUCAAUUGUUAGAUGCCAUGAUGCCUACCAAGUAUCGAUGGCAAGCCCAAGUCGCAAGACUACUGUCCUACCACAUUGCAUUCACUGUAGUAUACCUUCCAGGUUGGGUAAUCGGUUCGAUCAUCAUCGCGCGCGGAGUCUGGGCGAAUACAAGUGUCGCCAUCGUACUCAUCUACUUUAUCCUUGCCGGGCUCGCCCUAGCAUCGCUGUCUAUCUUAGGCGCUGCGUUUUUCAAGAGAUCGCAGCUAUCGGGCGUGGUGACGGUGAUAGCGUAUAUUCUGCUAGCAAUCCUAGCCCAGACGCUGACAUCGCCUAGUACUGCUACAGUUACCGCUCUCAGUUUGCUUUUCACUCCCUGUAACUUUGUUUGGUUUAUGACGUUUAUAGCGAGAUGGGAAAGGUACUCGUUCCCGGCAGACCUUGUCCAUACACCACCAGAAAACCCAUGGAACUUGCCUGGUAUUGUUUUUUGGGUAUUCCUCAUUCUUCAGAUUAUUAUCUACCCCAUCAUCGGUGCUUACCUAGAACGUGUUUUCCAUGGCACGACUACCAAGGGCCGUACAAUUCUUCAAGGCCAAACCUCCGAUACGGCACCCCCUGAUGCUGUUCGGCUUGAACAAUUUACUAAAAUAUACUAUCCUAAUCCCCUAUAUCGAUUACUUCCUUUCAGCUCGACGCCAAGGGAGCCAGUCGUAGCCGUGGAUAAGUUGACACUCACUGCUAGAAGAGGACAGAUAUUAGCUCUGCUUGGUGCUAAUGGUAGCGGAAAGAGUACUACACUCGAUUCCAUAGCUGGUAUUAGUAAAUUGACCAGUGGCGAUAUUACAAUUGACGGCACAGGAGGGUUAGGCAUCGCACCGCAGAAAAAUGUCAUGUGGGACGAAUUGACGGUUGAAGAGCACAUCAGAGUCUUUAAUAGACUUAAGUCUCCAAGGAAUACGGCGUCCACGAAAGAGAUCCGCGAUUUAGUGGAGUCUGUAGAUCUUGGGCCAAAGGUCAAAGCCAUGUCCAAAACUUUGUCCGGUGGACAGAAGCGAAAGCUCCAGCUCGGAAUGAUGUUGACUGGUGGGAGCGCAGUCUGCUGUGUUGACGAAGUUUCUUCCGGAAUCGACCCGUUAUCACGACGCAAGAUUUGGGAUAUUCUUUUAGCUGAACGUGGACGACGGACAAUCAUCCUGACGACCCAUUUUCUUGACGAAGCCGACCUGCUUGCCGACCAUAUUGCCAUUCUCUCCAAGGGAACUCUUCGAGCUCAGGGAUCUUCUGUCGAACUCAAGGAUAGACUUGGUGCUGGUUAUCGGGUUCAUGUCUUCAACGCUAGAGAGAUCAAAAAUCCCCCAGAGAUUGAGAAUGUUACUCGUAAGAUAGGCUUUGAUGUGAUCAGUUACAUCGCGCCAUCUUCAAGUCUUGCUGCAGAUGUAAUACGCUCCCUCGAAGCCGCGGGAAUCCACGAUUAUAAGUUCUCCAAUCCGACCAUCGAGGACGUUUUCCUUCAAGUAGCUGAAGAAGUCAAAGGCGAAAAUGGUGUCAUGUCACCACAGACGCCAUCAUCUACUGAAGGUGGUAAUGACAAGCAGGUGAAUUCCGAGGAAGUGGGAGCUAGCGAGCUCGAGAAGGAUGGACUAGAGCUACUAUCGGGCCAGCCUAUUGGGUUCAUGAGACAAAUCGUAGUGCUAUUCAUGAAGCGAUGUACCAUCUUCAAAACGAACUGGUUUCCUUACGUGGCAGCUUUCCUGAUCCCGAUCAUCGCGGCAGCUCUAACAUCUCUCUACGUUACGGAUCAACACCCAGUAGGGUGCAAUCCGGCGAGCCAAAGCUCGGCGGAUACUUCGGAUACUUCGAAUCUCUACGACAACCUAUUUUUAGUUGCCGGCCCAUCUUCACAGUUCAAUAAUGCAACUUUGGAAAGGCUUUUCGCUCCCACGCUGCGGGGCGUAAGCCUACAGAAUCAGAGUCAAAUUCAGGACCUCACCGGAUCGAACAAUGCAACGGAUCCUGGGUCCGCUGCUGUAGCCGCGCUUUUCGAGAGCCUACAUCUUGUCAAUUCCUUAGACGAGUUUAAUACAUUUGUCGAGCAGAGACGGAAGGAUGUCAAACCUGCUGGGUGGUGGCUUGGAGAUUCUAAUUCCUUGCCCACUAUCACAUAUGAAGCGGACGCCGGGGAUGUCUACACAUCGGUUUUCGGUCAGAAUGCAUUAGACAUCAUGUUAGCCAAUACUAGCAUUGCUGCAAAUUAUGCACCCUUCGAUACUCCUUGGGCACCAUCGACCGGAGAUUCCCUUCAGUUGCUGAUCUACUUUUGUCUGGCUCUCGCCGCUUAUCCCGCCUUUUUCGGACUCUACCCGAACAUUGAGAGGCGUCGGAAUGUCCGUGGAUUACAAUACUCGAACGGAGUCCGUUCUCUUCCACUAUGGGUCUCAUAUACCGCAUUCGACUUUGCAAUUGUCCUAGUCUCCUCAGCACUUGUCGUUGCCGCGUUUGCCGCGUCAUCAGAUGUUUGGUACCAUGUUGACUAUCUCUUCCUCAUCUUCAUAUUAUAUGGAUUGGCAUCGAUAUUAUUCUCAUACGUCAUUUCCCUCUUCUGCGGUAAUCAGCUAUCGACCUAUGCUUUCUCUGCAGCUGGCCAGGCAGUCGGAUUCCUGAUUUAUUUGAUCGCAUAUUUGUGCGUGAUCACAUACUCGCCAGUUCAAUCUAUCGAUAGUUCCAUCCUCGUUGCGCAUUUUGUAAUUUCGACUUUUGUACCCAUCGGCUCGAUUGUUCGAACCAUGUUCAUUACUCUCAACCUCUUCUCCGUAACAUGCGAUGGAGAUCAGAUACAGCCCAGACCCGGCGCUCUGACUGCCUAUGGAGGACCCAUUCUUUACCUAGCUUUACAAUCAGCCUUCCUAUUCGGAUUCCUGUUGUGGCAUGACAGUGGAUCAGGAAACAGCCUUUUGAGCCGCCUCAAUAAGAAGCCGACGCCAUCCUCCGAUGACCAAGCCCAUACGGACGAAGAAGUAGCUAACGAACUCGUCCGUGUGACUAGCUCACCACAGGGAAGCGACGGUCUUCGAGUGUUGCACCUAACUAAAUCAUUCGGCAAAAAUACCGCCGUCGACAACGUCACGUUCGGCGUUCAGCACAGCGAGGUCUUUGCCCUACUGGGACCCAACGGCGCCGGCAAGUCCACGACCAUCUCGCUCAUCCGCGGCGACAUCCAACCGAGCCGGAACGGCGGCGACGUGUUCGUCGAGAACACGUCCGUCAGCCGGAGGCGCGCCGAGGCCCGCGCGCACCUGGGCGUGUGCCCGCAGUUCGACGCGAUCGACUCGAUGACGGUGCUCGAGCACCUGCGCUUCUACGCGCGGAUCCGCGGGAUCCCGGACAUCGAGCACAACGUGCGCGCGGUGCUGCGGGCGGUGGGGCUCUCGGCCUUCGCGACGCGCAUGGCGCACGCGCUCUCAGGCGGCAACAAGCGCAAGCUCAGCCUCGGCAUCGCGCUCAUGGGGAACCCCAGCGUCGUGCUGCUCGACGAGCCGUCCUCGGGGCUCGACGCCGCCGCCAAGCGCGUCAUGUGGCGCACCCUGCAUUCCAUUGUCCCCGGGCGCUCGAUACUGCUCACGACGCAUAGCAUGGAGGAGGCGGAUGCGCUGGCGAAUCGCGCGGGCAUUAUCGCGAAGCGCAUGUUGGCUAUGGGGGGUACGGAGGAUCUUAGGCGCAGGUUCGGCGACGCUUUGCAUGUUCACUUGGUUAGUCGCACGGCGCCGCAUUCGACGGACGAUGAGAUGCAGAGGAUUAGGGAGUGGGUGCUGGGGAGGUGGCCGGAUGCGCAGGUCGAGGCUAAGACGUAUCAUGGGCAGAUGCGGUUUUCGGUGCCUGCUGCUGUGGUGGCGGGGGUUGAGGGGGGUGCUGAGGGUGGGGGUGAGCAUGGGGUCGAGGAUGCUGAGAAUGGUGGCACGAGCGCGAGUAGUAGCGGGAGCGCAGUCGGCCAACUUAUCGUUAUACUGGAGGAGCACAAGGAGGAGCUCGGGAUCGAGCAUUACUCGUGCACGCCGACGACGCUGGACCAGGUGUUCUUGACGAUCGUGGGGAGGCACAAUGUUCAGGAGGAGGGGUAUAACGAGAAGAAGAAGAGGAGUUGGUGGAGUUGGAGGUAAGAUGUGCUGCUGUACUUGGUAUGUCAUAUUGCAUAGAAAGGGGUAGGGAGGCUUGGUUACAUAUAGAGAUCUGUGUAUGGGUUUUACCUAGGUAUAAGCGGGAGGGAAUUGGCAUGCUAAGCAAGGUCUGGUUUUACGUGUACCAUAUAUACAUAGGAGAUUAUAUCUUGGAAUAUAAACUCGAUAAUGAGAUCGUGAUUAUAGCCCAAGCGAUUUGUUUUUAUGCCAAUUGAUGGAGUUUCUAACGGGCGGUGGUUCUU
Messenger RNA from Annulohypoxylon truncatum, 5635 nucleotides. RefSeq names its product P-loop containing nucleoside triphosphate hydrolase protein. Gene Ontology annotation, biological process: lipid transport; transmembrane transport. Gene Ontology annotation, molecular function: ATP hydrolysis activity; ABC-type transporter activity; lipid carrier activity. Bases 456 to 5375 code for a protein of 1639 amino acids. Gene Ontology annotation, cellular component: membrane; intracellular membrane-bounded organelle. The record is from RefSeq and is a predicted model, not a curated record. Lineage: Eukaryota; Fungi; Ascomycota; Sordariomycetes; Xylariales; Hypoxylaceae. The transcript is spliced from 2 exons.